Molecule: messenger RNA, 477 nt
Organism: Racocetra persica
Lineage: Eukaryota; Fungi; Glomeromycota; Glomeromycetes; Diversisporales; Gigasporaceae
Source: the annotation of a GenBank genome assembly
AUGAGAGGAUUGGUAGACAACAAAGAAAAGGAACUACAUCGUAAUGUCCGAAAAGAUCAAUUUAGUGUGCUGCUUUUAUCAGCCACUUAUCUCAAAUUACCUACUUCCAUACAACUGUCGAGCAAGUAUGUCAAGGAUUAUUGCUUAAAUAAUUUUACUAAAAUGGCUGACCUCAAAGACGAAAAGGACCCAUCAAAACCAAGACAUCCUAAUCUUUUUAAACGAAAAUUAUUAAUCUUUGUUGAUAAGCCAGAAAAGGAUGAAAACGGUGUCCCGAUUGUCUGGAAGAAGCCAAAGAAGGGAGAAACUGGGAAAAAAUUUGACAAAAUAGAUGUGGAAUUAUUAGAAAAAGAUACGAAAGUCAUAAUUGCUAAUAAUGCUUUACGACCCUAUAUCACUGAUAUCAUUAAGACUUUGGAGCCUCCAUUAAUUUUUGUUCUUUCCAGUGCUUAUGAGAUGGGAUUUAGUUUUGGCGAU